UUUAUUUUUUUUAUUGCUCUAUUGAUAUCACAGAGUAUAUUGUAAUAGUAGGGAAAUUGAUAUUUAUUAUUAGCAAAGAGUCGUUAUACCUAAUUUCUAUGAAUGAAAAUUUUAAUCUCCUCAAUUAACCACGGUUUACACACUGUUGUACUGUCAAAACCGGAUUCUAUCUUCGGACUUUAAUAAUUUAUUUUUAAUUUUAACACAUAUCGUUAGCCAAAAUCAUCGGCGAAAAGCUGAUGUAGCUAUCGUCUAUAAAUAAAAUAAGAACAAUGAAAACUUUAAUUUACUUUGUUUUAUUUACUUCAAGUGCGGUGUGAAAUAUGCGAAAUGUGAUUUAGUACAAAAAAUAAUUAAGUUUUAUUUAAGUUCCCGUAUUUACAAUUUCGAAUAGUAUUCUUAUACGUAAUAAAGAUGAAACUUCUAAACAUCAUAAGUCUCAGCGUAUUUCAAAUUUUGUCAUGUAUCUUUCUUGUGGGAUACCUUUUUGGUAUAUUAAAUAAUUAUUUUAGUGACAAACAUAAUUAUUGUGCUAUGACAUAUAUGUAUGAAUAUCCUCAGUUUGUGCGUAUAUCAUUGGAAGAAAAUAAAAUAUAUCCACAAUAUGCACUCUAUGCUUAUAGCGAAGGAAGAUUUACAGAAAGAGCUAGAAAAAUGUGGUUUGAUGGUAUUCCAGUUCUGUUCCUACCUGGUAAUUCUGGCAGUCACAUGCAAGCUAGAUCCAUAGCAUCGGUAGCUUUAAGAAAGUCAUUAUCACAAGAAUAUGAAUACCACUUUGAUUUUUUCACAAUUAGCUUUAAUGAAGAGCUAUCAGGGCUAUAUGGGGGUGUUCUUCAAAGCCAAACGCAAUUUGCAGCUGAUUGCAUAACCAAAAUAUUAAGUCUAUACAAAAGUAAUGGGUAUACCAAAACAGUACCUACGUCAGUUAUUCUCAUUGGACACUCAAUGGGUGGACUCAUAGCUAAGCGUCUCUUAGCUUAUCCGAGUACAAUAAACUCGACAAAUAUAGCAAUAACAUUGGCUGCACCGAUAAAAGCACCCGUUGUCAACUUCGAUUCAAUCAUUAACGGUUAUUACGUACAAAUGAACUUGGAAUGGGAUGAUCAUAUUAAACAGAAUAAAAUUGUCGAGGAAAAUAAAUUUCUAAUAAGCAUCGGAAGUGGUGCUCGCGACGUCCUGGUUCCUGCUGGACUGACAUCUUCAAACAACAGUUAUAUUAGUACAUUGGCAACCGCAAUUCCCGGAGUGUGGCUGUCACCAGACCACGUCAGUAUGGUGUGGUGCAAACAACUCGUGAUGGUGAUAAACCGUUUCCUCUUCAGUAUAAUUAAUUCGUCUACGAAACAAGUGACGGAGAAUAGCAUGAAAAUAGCGGCAAAAGCACGGCAAUUCUUUCAGGCAAAUCGUUCGAUAGAAUUAGACCCACAAGCGAUACGACCAAACGUGAUCAUGCAAGCUGAUUCGUUCUGGUACGAAGAUAAUAGAAGAAUUUAUCAGAUAUUACGACCGGAGAUUGAAAGGACCACGCACUUGAUGAUACGCCUCGUUAGUUUCCCUCAAAAUCGUUUCGUGGCCAUCGAGGCCGUGAACGUCGACGAUAAAGACUGGAUAUUCGGAUGCAACGCGAAAAACAUCCACAAUUCAUACAGAUAUUGUAAAGAAGCGACGUCGCUCAGCGAACUAAGUCGUUGGACGUCAGCGGCUACUGACUUCGGCAAAAGAAAGUUAGCGACGGUACAUUUACAUAGACUUAUGGAAUUAGCACCCGAUUGGACACACGUUGUAGUCAAAGUGUCACCUACAAGGAAACCGAUUGUACUAAACGUUGACAUCAACGAUCACGCAUCAAGGGAGAUUGAUGUUCAACUACCCUCAGAUUUUACAUUCGGUAAACAAAUAAUAAAAGCCGCAACGGAACCUAAUAGCUUAUAUUACGAACUAAUUCUCUCUGAUUUCAAGUUUAUCCACCAAGCUUAUCUACUAUACAUUGAACCGGCGAAUGAUUGUAAAAAGGAAUAUCACGUAUCAGCCGAACUACAUGUGCCUUGGGCAAAGAAUCACGAGACCUAUCAUUAUUUUACACACUUAAAACGCACUCCAAUGAAAUUAAGAUUGUUCCAAAGCAAUCCUAAUGUGACACUAGGUUUAGAAGCUGUUGAAAAGGUUAAGGUAACACUUCUAUUGGAUCCAAACUGCACCUUCACUAUUAGUAUAUCAACGUCGUGGUACCAUCGCUUAGGUCAGUUCUCACGUAACUACACUCCGUUAUUGGUACCAUAUCUAGCGGCUAUAGUUUUGUUAGCAGCUAGAACUAUAAUACUCAGCUUAAAGGAGCGCGGCUCUUGCGUCUCGAUACACAGCGCCCUUAUGAGCGAGGGCGUCAAACCGUACUACGUGUUGGUCUUCGGGAGAUUGGGUAGCAUGGCCUGGGUAUCAAUACCGUUCCUAGCGGUUUUUAGGGAAAACGCAUCUUGGAAUAAUCACGAACUGCAAUACUUCACUCAGUCUCUGCUUGUGUUGCCAGUGUAUAUGACUGCUUUGGGUAUACUGAAUGUAGCCGCUGCAGCUAUAUUGGCUGUGAUGCUGUUUUCAUCGCAAUUGACUCACCGAUUAUUAUACAGGAUAAUAUGGCGUAGAGGUACAGGGAUGGCUGAAAGAAUCGGAACGGGAUUACAGAAAGUACCGCUGAUCAUGAGCUCCAUACUCGUAUGCGCCAUCCCUUUUUCUUGCGGGGCGGCUUCUCUUGCCAUGGGCGCUGCUUUCUAUUUGUUUAUGCUAUCAAAAAUGUAUGAAGAAUACCUCGAAGAUUAUGUUUACAGACUGAUGUCGAAAAUAGCUAGUCGUGUUUGUAGAAUGUUCAUACCUAAGAAAAAAGAUAUCUCGAAAACGAGCCUCAAUCAACAAAACGAAUCGACGGAAGGGAAUUCGGUGGAAAAUACCGAGGCCGUCGAGGACAAUAGUCGCACAGAUAAAAAUGAUAACGCUGGAAAUGACAAAUCAAAUGAAAAUAAUAAUGACGAUACAAAAGCAUCGAUCCCUAAGAAUAUGGAUGGAAAUGAUAAAUGCGAUGGUGUUGAAGAAAAUCGUGUCGACGAUGAUUUGAAUAAUAUAAACUUUCAUGUGAUGAUGUUUUUCCUGUGGAUGAUUGUGACGAUUCUUAAUGUACCCGCUCUGUUGACGUGGGCUCGAAACUUUAAGUACAGUAUGGCCUUGAAACCCGAUACAUCCUACUUAACUGGUACAGCAUUAUCAGUAGCUUCUUCUAUUGUGUGGCAAAUAGAUGGACCUAAGAAGAAUUUAAGACAUUAUGAAGCAGUGGCGUCUCUACUCUUCAGAAUGGCGGUAUUGAUUUUAGUUUUAGGGCCAUUUUCUUUAUCUACAGUUAAUUAUGGAGUUACGUUUAUGUUUAUAAUUAUCACACUACAGCAAUUGUGUGAUGUUGAUGAUUCGAACCAAGUAACUUCAGAACGACCUUCAGAAGACACCGAUAAAAAAGAAGAUCCACCGCGUAACAAAAGAAAUCUGGAAAUGGAUACUAAACAAACGGACACGGAAAAUAAAAAUGAAGGAAGCAAUGAAUCAAAUACAGAAUCGAAGAGUGAAAAUUUUACUGCAAGUAACGAUAAUACCAGUGAUUGUGACACGUGCAAUGAGAACAGAAUAUACAAUAUAUUCAAAAAUCUCAGAGAGAAGUUUAGUUUCAAUGACAGUUUAGAAAAUUGAAAGAAGGAAGAAGAGGUUCGCUUAAAUCGAAAAUAAAAAUCAUCAUAUCAAAAAUUUCGAUCUAG
Molecule: messenger RNA, 3788 nt
Organism: Melitaea cinxia (Glanville fritillary)
Lineage: Eukaryota; Metazoa; Arthropoda; Insecta; Lepidoptera; Nymphalidae
Gene: PGAP1
Product: GPI inositol-deacylase
Exons: 17
Coding region: 415-3723 (1102 amino acids)
Biological process (GO): GPI anchor metabolic process; endoplasmic reticulum to Golgi vesicle-mediated transport
Cellular component (GO): endoplasmic reticulum
Molecular function (GO): phosphatidylinositol deacylase activity
Source: RefSeq, a predicted model, not a curated record